GUCCUCUACCGGCAACCCAUCUCGCAGCCCGUUCUCUCGCGGACCGCCCUCCAUCUGCUCCAUCGCAUCUCUCACCGUCGCAUCCCACCCGUCCCACGCCAUGCACUCCGUCAAGACCGUCGCCGGCGUCGCCAUCCUCGGCCAGGUGCCUCCCCAGUUCGCCCACAUUCUGUCGCCACCUGCACAGCAGUUCCUCGUGCAUCUGCACAGAUGCUUCGAGUCCACUCGCAAGGACCUUCUCCUCAAGAGAAAUCUGCGCCAGGAAAAGAUAAAUGCAGGUGUUUUCCCCGACUUCCUCCCUGAAACCAAGUGGAUCCGUGACGACCCCACUUGGAAGGCUGCCCCUCCUGCGCCGGGCCUCAUCGAUCGCCGUGUCGAAAUCACGGGCCCGGUCGACCGCAAGAUGGUCAUCAACGCUCUGAACUCUGGUGCCAGCACCUUCAUGGCCGAUUUCGAAGACUCAAACGCUCCCACCUGGGAAAAUAACCUGAGUGGCCAGGCCAACCUCCACGACGCCAUUGCCCGCAACAUCACCUACACGGCCCCCAACGGCAAGUUCUACAAGCUCAACUCUGGCAAGAUCGCCACCCUGAUCGUCAGACCCCGUGGCUGGCACAUGGUCGAAAAGCACUUUUGCGUCGAUGGUGAGCCCAUCUCGGCCUCGCUCUUCGACUUUGGUCUCUACUACUUCCACAACGUCCACGCGUCGCUGAAGAUCGGCGCUGGACCCUACUUUUAUCUCCCCAAGCUCGAGAGUCAUCUGGAAGCUCGUCUCUGGAACAAUGUCUUCAACAUGGCCCAGGACCUGACUGGCGUCCCCCGCGGCACCAUUCGCGCCACGGUCCUGAUCGAGACCAUCAUGGCCGCCUUCGAGAUGGACGAGAUCAUCUUUGAGCUGCGCGAGCACUCCUCCGGUCUCAACUGCGGCCGCUGGGAUUAUAUCUUCUCGUUCAUCAAGAAGCUCCGCAACCACAAAGAGUUUGUUCUGCCCGACCGUGCCGAUGUCCAGAUGACCACCCCGUUCAUGGAUGCGUACGUCAAGCUCCUGAUCAAGACAUGUCACAAGCGAGGCGUUCACGCCAUGGGUGGCAUGGCUGCCCAGAUCCCCAUCAAGAACAACCCCCAGGCCAACGAGGCUGCCUUGAACAAGGUCCGCGCCGACAAGCUGCGUGAAGUCAGCGCCGGCCACGACGGCACCUGGGUGGCCCAUCCCGAUCUCGUCAAGAUCGCCUUGGCCAUCUUCAACGAGCACAUGCCUCAGCCCAACCAGCUGUUUGUUCGACGCGACGAGGUCCAAGUCACAGGCAAGGAUCUCCUGUCCAUCGCCGGAAUCGGCGGCGGCAUCACCGAGAAGGGUGUCCGGGGCAAUAUUAACGUUGCCCUGCAGUACAUGGCUGCAUGGCUGCGUGGCUCUGGAUGUGUGCCCAUCCACAAUCUCAUGGAGGAUGCCGCCACGGCCGAGAUCAGCCGAUCGCAGCUAUGGCAGUGGGUCCGACACCAAGCCAAAACUACCGACGGCCAAGUCAUCACCCGCGACUGGAUGAACCAGAAACUGGAGGAUGAGGUCCGCGCGUUGCUGUCCAGUGCCUCUGAUCCGGCAGUGCGCCUGUCGAUCGAAGGUGCUCGCGACUACCUCGCCAAGACCAUCCAGGGGCAAGAGUAUGUCGACUUUUUGACGACUCUCUGCUACGACUCGAUCACGACCCUGCAGAAACCACACCACAAGCUGUGAAACCCCUUGAUUGCUAAAUUGGCUCUCGGGCCUGCAUCGCCUUUCACAUCUCUAGUCGCACACCGCAUGGUUGCAAUUGUUUGAUCGACUCUUGGCCUGCUCUGCUCAAAUAUACUUGGCGCAUACGCGAAAGCUCAAUAUUGGGCAGCGCCUCCUCAAGCUGUGUGUGCAGAGCGGUUUCAUGGCUCGAGAGAGAGAGUGUGUGUGUGUGAGUGGG
Polychytrium aggregatum is the source of this 1949-nucleotide messenger RNA. RefSeq names its product malate synthase. Gene Ontology annotation, biological process: glyoxylate cycle. NCBI's taxonomy places the organism in Eukaryota, Fungi, Chytridiomycota, Chytridiomycetes, Polychytriales. Gene Ontology annotation, molecular function: malate synthase activity. Gene Ontology annotation, cellular component: cytoplasm; peroxisomal matrix. Bases 101 to 1732 code for a protein of 543 amino acids. The record is from RefSeq and is a predicted model, not a curated record. The transcript is spliced from 8 exons.